AUGCCGUCCACCUCGGUGUCCGUGCCCCACGCGGAGGGGCCGCCGCAGCCAGGAGGCACCAUGCUCAAGGAACAGCUUCUGCCGGGAGACAAAGGCCUGGCCCAGAACCCCCCAGCCCCACCUCCCACCGGGAGUCCUGGGAAGACUGCCACCAAGGACACACAGGCCAUGGUGAAGGCCCUCACCCCAAUGCCACCCGCCAGGCCCAGGCUGGAGCGCACCCUGUCCCUGGACGAGAAGGGCUGGAGGCGGCGGCGCUUCCGAGCCAGCCAGGAGGACCUGGCCGGCCAGGACAAGGCUGGGCCUUGCAAGGACCCCCCCGAGGCCCCCACCUGCAGCAGCUUACCGCCCGGCCUGAGCACCUCCUUACAAGAGAUCCCCGAGUCCCACCGGGCCCCGGGAAGUCCUUCUUCGUGGGGUAACUGCCUCUCGGGCAUGAUCAGCACGUCCCUGGACCUGCUGCACAGAGAGGCCGCUGCCACGGGGAGCACCCCCAGGCUGGCCAACGUGCUCCCCCCAUGCCCGCUGCCCGCCAUGGACCUGAGUGUCUCCUCAGACUCGCUGAGGAUGGCCAACAAGGUGGACCCUGACCGUGAGGAUUUCCGGCGUCGCGUGCAGAAGCUGGUCCGGGCCCACAGCAGCCUGGGCCCCAGCCGGCCCCGCAGCCCCCUGGCCUGCGACAGCUGCUCCCUGCGCUCGGCCAAGUCCUCCUUCAGCCUCCUGGCCCCCAUCCGUGCCAACGACGUCCGCAGCAGGAGCUACCUGGAAGGCAGCCUCCUGGCCAGUGGGGCCUUGCUGGGCGCGGACGAGCUGGCGCGGUACUUCCCGGACCGGAGUGUUGCUGUCUUUGUGGCCACUUGGAACAUGCAGGGCCAGAAGGAGCUCCCGCCCAACCUGGAUGAACUCCUGCUGCCCACCGAGGCCGACUAUGCCCAGGACAUGUACGUCGUCGGGGUCCAGGAAGGCUGCUCUGACAGGCGGGAGUGGGAGGUGCGCCUGCAGGAGACGCUGGGUCCCCACUACGUGCUGCUCCAGUCAGCGGCCCAUGGCGUGCUCUAUCUGUCAGUCUUCCUCCGUAGGGACCUCAUCUGGUUCUGCUCAGAGGUGGAGUGCUCCACGGUGACCACGCGCAUCGUGUCGCACAUCAAGACCAAGGGCGCCCUGGGUGUCGGCUUCACCUUCUUCGGCACUUCCUUCCUCUUCAUCACGUCCCACUUCACCUCUGGAGACGGGAAGGUGGCGGAGCGGCUUCUGGACUACACACGGACCAUCCGGGCCCUCGCCCUGCCCAGGAGCGUGCCCGACACCAACCCCUACCGGUCCAGCCCCGUGGACGUCACCACCCGCUUUGAUGAGGUCUUCUGGUUCGGGGACUUCAACUUCCGGCUGAGUGCCGGGCGGACGGCUGUGGAGGCACUCCUGAGACAGGAGCUGGAGACAGACAUGUCAGCCCUGCUGCAGCAUGACCAGCUGACCAGGGAGAUGAGGCGAGGUGCCAUCUUCAAGGGCUUCCAGGAGCCAGACAUCCACUUCCUCCCCUCAUACAAGUUCGACAUUGGGAAGGACACCUACGACAGCACCUCCAAGCAGAGGACGCCCUCCUACACGGACCGGGUGAUGUACAGGAGUCGUCACAAGGACGACAUUUGCCCAGUCAAGUACUCCUCUUGCCCCAGCAUCCGGACGUCUGACCACCGCCCCGUGUACGGCCUGUUCCGCGUCAGAGUGAGGCCGGGGAGAGACAACAUCCCGCUGGCCGCCGGCAAGUUCGACCGGGAACUGUACCUCAUAGGGAUCAAAAGGCGGAUUUCAAAGGAAAUUCAGAGACAGCAGGCGCUAAAGAACCAAAACUCCAGUGCCAUCUGUACAGUGUCCUGAGCGAGGACUGGAACCCGGAGCAGGAGGCGCUGAGCCUUGUCACUGGAGAGACGAAGAGGCCUCAGCAGCGGUCCGCUGUGGGGUCCGCCGAGCCAUCCUGCAGGCUGCCCCCUUCCCACUGAGGCGUUG
Trichechus manatus latirostris (Florida manatee) is the source of this 2007-nucleotide messenger RNA. It is a transcript of the gene INPP5E, whose product is annotated as inositol polyphosphate-5-phosphatase E. The record is from RefSeq and is a predicted model, not a curated record. NCBI's taxonomy places the organism in Eukaryota, Metazoa, Chordata, Mammalia, Sirenia, Trichechidae. Gene Ontology annotation, molecular function: phosphatidylinositol-4,5-bisphosphate 5-phosphatase activity; inositol-polyphosphate 5-phosphatase activity. Bases 1 to 1878 code for a protein of 625 amino acids. Gene Ontology annotation, biological process: phosphatidylinositol dephosphorylation. The transcript has 10 exons. Gene Ontology annotation, cellular component: nucleus; axoneme; Golgi apparatus.